AUGGAACGGUGUUCAUUUAUUUUGAAAAAGAAAAACCGAAGAUGUCGAAUGCUAGUCAAAUGUGGCCAUAAAUAUUGUGGAGAACAUGCUAUUUACGAUGAGCUAAACGAGGAUCGUGUAGUUUGUCCAAAUGAUCCAAAACAUACAGUGAACAAAUCACAACUGCACAAACAUCUAUCUUCUCGGUGUAACAGUCGUUUACGUGAAGAACCGUGGAUUGUUGAAAAUUUUAAUCUAACAAAAUCUUCAAAAGAAAUGGAGCCAUGGUAUUGUCCUACAAAUGACGAAUUGUUGAGAAUGCGGGAAAUGGUCGAAAGAAUAUACAACCAGAUAGCUAAUGAUAUUACAGAUUCCUUUCUGAAAAAUGAUUAUGUUGAAAGCUGUGCUGCAGAUCUUCCAAAAGUAAAUAAAAAACAUGUCUGGCAGAUAUCAUCGAUAAUAGGUGGUUUCAGUAAUUUAGAUUCAUAUAAAAAACAUCUAAGAGUAGUCGAUUUGCUGAAUAACGAUAAGAACUGGUGUUUGAUAGAUUUUGGAACUGGUAAAGCAGAGCUUUCAUACUGGAUGGCCAAAAUUGUCCCAAAAUGUCGGUUUCUACUGAUUGAGAAGACGGGCUUAAAGAAUAAAUUUGAUAAUAAAAUUCAUAAGUUUUCCCCAUUUUAUGAUAAAAAUUUAUUUCUAAUUGAGGAAUUGGAUGUAAUAUUUUUUGAACGACUACGUUGCUCGGUGGAGCAUCUUGAUUUGUCGAAAACUAAUUUGAUCCGGAAUGUGGAUAAUAUAGCUGCGGUAUGCAAACAUUUCUGUGGUGCUGCCACAGAUUUUGGCAUUCGAUGCUUAAUGAAUGGAGUAAAAAAUGGUUUGAAUAUAUGUGGUUUUGUUUUAGCACCAUGUUGCCAUCAUCGAACGAUAUACAAAGAGUAUGUUGGUCGCACCUUCUUGGAAUCUCAUGGUAUUUGUAACGCUAAUGAAUUUGCAGCUUUAAGGCACAUUUCAACAUGGGCCGUUUGCGGUUUUCCCAUUCAGAAUUUUGGUAGUGAUAUCUCUGUUCUAUCUCAUUCGUUGGAGUCAGGAAAUUUCGAUCAACAAAAAACAAUGUUGGAAAGAGUCCUUUUGAAUUCAGCAGAAAAAGAACUUCUUGGACAGAAAGCUAAAGCGAUUUUGGAAUUUGGUCGAGUCGUAGAACUCCGAAAGUUUGGAUAUGAUGUUUCCUUUUGUCACAAGGAUUUCGAGCUAUUGAGAAAUCUGGAUCUUUUGAGAGGUUCCGGUCUGAACUCGGCUUCUGGUCCUGAAACACCUGAGGAACAAAAGAAGCGAUUCGAAAUUGAAUGUGAAUUUGUACAGGCUUUAGCUAAUCCUCAUUACUUGAAUUUUCUAGCGCAGCGAGGUUAUUUUAAGGAAUCCUACUUUAUCAAUUAUUUGAAAUAUCUUUUGUACUGGAAAAGACCAGAAUACGCGAGAGCUUUGAAAUAUCCACAGUGUUUACAUUUCCUUGAAGCGGUGCAGAGUUCAGCUUUUCGUGAGGCAAUAACUUGUACAGCAAAUGCAAAGUUUAUCGAAGAACAGCAAUUACUGCAAUGGCAAUAUUAUACUCGUAAACGGCAUCGCUUGCACAUUUCGACCGUAGAAAGAGAACUUAAAUUUGUGGAAGCUUUGGAAGGAACUUGCGAGCAAAUGCUGCAAUAUAAAGUCCAUAAGGAGAAAUCGGACAUUUCACGAUUUGCCAAAGAGGAAAGUAGCACAAUGAAAGCUUUGAAUGAGCUAAGAAAUAAAGGAGUCAAGGUGGAAUUAGGUAUGCCGUAUGAAAUGUGGGAUACUCCAUCCGUUGAAGUCGUGACAUUAAAACAGAACUGUGAAACACUCUUAGAGCGUUAUGAAAACGAUCUCGAGCAAUGGUACAAUAUGCAGGAUCGACCGCCACUUGAGGAAUAUCUUUGUAAAAAACGAGUAUUGAAACGCAUGGAACGUAAUUGCAUGAAAACUUCCAAUAAUCUGGAAUUAUAA
Acanthocheilonema viteae is the source of this 1998-nucleotide messenger RNA. NCBI's taxonomy places the organism in Eukaryota, Metazoa, Nematoda, Chromadorea, Rhabditida, Onchocercidae. The record is from the annotation of a GenBank genome assembly.